Molecule: messenger RNA, 1304 nt
Organism: Gastrolobium bilobum
Lineage: Eukaryota; Viridiplantae; Streptophyta; Magnoliopsida; Fabales; Fabaceae
Product: transcription factor MYB102-like
Exons: 3
Coding region: 133-1242 (369 amino acids)
Source: RefSeq, a predicted model, not a curated record
UCUCCCACUUUUUCUAUCAUCUGUUUCACGCAAGCUCAUUUGAGCAAGUAGCUUAAUUAGCUCAACUAGUUCAAAGCUUUAAUUAGAUUAUCCAAGAGAAACUACCUAGCUAGCUAGCUAGCACGCACUGCCAUGGGGAGAACACCUUGUUGUGAGAAGAAUGGCCUCAAGAAAGGACCCUGGACACCAGAAGAAGACCAGAAACUUAUUGAUUACAUUCAGAAACAUGGGUAUGGCACAUGGAGAACACUCCCAAAAAAUGCUGGAUUGCAAAGGUGUGGAAAGAGUUGCCGUCUUCGUUGGACAAACUAUCUCCGACCAGAUAUAAAGCGAGGUCGAUUCUCAUUUGAAGAGGAGGAGACGAUAAUUCAGCUACAUAGCAUUCUUGGUAACAAGUGGUCUGCAAUUGCUUCUCGUCUACCAGGAAGGACAGACAAUGAAAUCAAGAAUUAUUGGAACACCCACAUUAGAAAAAGGCUUAUAAGGAUGGGAAUUGAUCCUGUGACACAUAGCCCACGGCUUGAUCUUUUGGACCUCUCUUCAAUUCUAAGUUCAUCUCUUUAUGGCUCAUCACAAAUGAACAACAUCCAAAGGCUGCUUGGUACACAGUCAAUGGUGAACCCUGAGCUUCUGAAGUUAGCUUCAUCACUCUUCUCCACUCAGCAACAUGAGAACCUCAACAUCUGUGAUCAAAAUGGUACCCAAGAGAACCAGCUCUGUAAUCCUCAAAUUCAGAACCAAAUCCCACACUACGUACAAAUUCAGGACUCGGUUCUAGAAGCUUCUGGAGCAGCUUGCAGCACAUUGACCACCCCUUGUGUUUCUUUGUCUACCACUCAAGCCGAAAUGGUUGAAUCAAAUGUGAACACAUACCCAUCAAUUUUCACCGACUUUGGCUCCCAACAACAUUCUCAGCCAAGUGAUUGGCAUUGCAAUGGAAAUUCUUCAAGCACUGUGAAAGACUAUUAUGUCCCUCAAUUUCCGAACUAUAAUUAUUAUAGUUAUGAUCAUCAUGCAAAUCUUAUGGACACUCCAUUGUCCGAAAACUCCACUUUACUUUCCAAUAAUAGCAACCAGAACUUAAACUUCGGUUCAGUUCUAUCGACGCCUUCGUCAGGCCCCACACCGUUGAAUUCGAACUCAACUUAUAUCAGCACCGAGGAUGAAACUGAAAGCUAUGUCAGCAGCAACAUAUUGAAAUUUGAAAUCCCUGAUAUUUUAGGUGUAAAUGAGUUCAUGUAAUGUGAUCAAAACAAAAUUGAGUCAACCAAAAGGUUGAUCAUUUCCUCGUAUCCAUGGUGUUG